GGCGGUGGCGCCCCCCGGGCGCGUUCCCGGCCCCGGACCGAGACCGGGAACGCCUCAAUGCAGCGUUCGCUUCGAUUUUGAAUUUGAUGAGAGAAGUCUCAAAGGAGUGCGAGAAGUGCUAUGGGUCUAUGGCAGCCAACAAGUGCAAGGAGAAUGAAAUCAAACACUUCUGCAAAUACCAUGGCAAGUCAGUAGAAAGAAAGAUGGAUCCCACAGAAGAAGAGAGGACUGAAGGUUCUGUCGAACCCAGCCAAGCUCAAACUUGCCGGCAAAGGCCCAGAAGACCUUCCAAAGAUUUCUACAUUGAAGUUUCUCCUGGCAUCUAUUCUGUCACAGCAAUCUCAGAAGACAUGGUGGAACAAACCCAUGUAGUAGAUGUCAAUGCAGGACAAAGUGUUGAUUUAACUUUUGUUCUGUGAUAUUUGUUGUUUCCUGGCAAUAGCAGGAAUAAAACAUGAGGCUUUUUUUAAUGCGUGUAAUGAGCUAUAAAUAUAUUUUUCUUGUUAGCACUUUAAUAGCACCUUUCUCUUUGGGACUCCAUUUUUAUAGCGUGUACAUUUGUUUUCUAGUUAAUGCAAUUAUAUGCAGCCCACUUUGUACACUGAUUUUUAUAAAUAUUUGUACAUUGUGUGCCUUUUAAAUCCAAUUAUGUGACUGUAAUUUCAGAUUCUUCUGCUCUAAACAAUUAAGAUACAAUCAGUG
Onychostruthus taczanowskii (white-rumped snowfinch) is the source of this 702-nucleotide messenger RNA. RefSeq names its product A-kinase interacting protein 1 (gene AKIP1). The transcript has 5 exons. Gene Ontology annotation, biological process: regulation of non-canonical NF-kappaB signal transduction. The record is from RefSeq and is a predicted model, not a curated record. NCBI's taxonomy places the organism in Eukaryota, Metazoa, Chordata, Aves, Passeriformes, Passeridae. Bases 87 to 419 code for a protein of 110 amino acids. Gene Ontology annotation, cellular component: nucleoplasm.